CAACAGGAAAAAAUGACCUCAUAUUUAAUGUCAUCCAUCAGGAAAUUACUGAGAACUUCAGCUCCAUCACGCCUACAGACUGACGCUCUUAUCAAGCGGAAGUGCGCACCCACCCAUACACACGCACGCGCACACACGCACACACUUCACCCCUACAACUGGAAGUUUUCCUCUUUAACUUUUCAGUCUCUUGGAUCAGCGCCCUGCGCAGCAGCAUGGCUCUGUCUACGUGCUGGAUUUUGUGCGCCGUCUCACUCGCCUGCGUCCUCCACUUCGGCUCUUGCAGAAGAGGUAGAGGGCAUGUAGUACAACCCGAACCGUUCAUCUUCAAAGAGCUGUGUGCCUUCAAAGACGAUCCGGGUCCAUGCAAGGCCAUCAAGGAGCGGUUCUUCUUCAACGUGAACACGGGUCAGUGUGAGCUGUUCGAGUACGGAGGCUGCGGCGGGAACAUCAACAACUUUGAGACGCUGCAGGAGUGUGAGGAGAUGUGUGUCGUCUCAGAUGAUAAGAACCCAUGCCAUUUACCAGAGGCUCCCGGUCCGUGUCGAGGUCUGGUGAAUCGCUACUUCUUCGACAGAGAGACACAGCAGUGUAAACGUUUCUUCUAUGGUGGCUGUUUCGGCAACGCCAACAACUUCAGGAGAUUGCCUGAGUGCCAAGCCAGGUGUCAGAACCCAGUUACUCCAACCGCAGCAACAGGAGACCUCACGUCUCCCAGAAUCGUGCAAGCCGUUAAUGCAGUGAACGUGCCGGCCAGUGAGCCUUUGGUGCAUCACAACUCUUCAAAUCAAAACGACAUGAGUCCUUCAGAGGUUUGCUUGAGUCCAAUGGUUGACGGGCCGUGUGCCGGGUCAGAGAGAAGGUUUGGAUUCAACCCAAAAACCAAGAGAUGCCAGAUGUUCAUGUACAGCGGCUGCGGAGGAAACGGGAACAACUUCAGAUCUCGCAAAAGCUGCUAUCACAAGUGCAUCAAAAGCCAAAAGGGUCACAAAGGGAAGAUGAUCCGAAUAAGGAAGAAGAACAUGGACAACGUUUUAAACCGCUCAGUCUGAACACAGCAUGAAUCCUGCUGUGCAGAAACUUGUAUUAUAUUGAGCUUGUAAAAUAUGAAUGCAUUACAUUUAUUUGCAAAGCUCCUUUUAAACUCAGCUCUUUAAAAAUCUGGCUCCUUAAUGCCAGGCAGCAGCUUAACCUGAAGGGUUUCAUGUAGAAGGCGGAACUAGAAACUUCUUGUUAUUAGGUAGCUGGAGCUUCAGAUCAUGACUGCACUGGUGGCUUUCUGAUCAAAGUUUAUUACUUCAGUUUAAAUUUUGCGUCCUCAAUAACUCCAGCAGCUGCAUCACUGCGUGGUAUGACAACCGUACACUUCUAAAUAUUGUAUAAAACCAGUAAGAAGAUCACCAGAACUCGACCCACCCUCAGCAGACCGCCCACACUCAAGACAGAUGUGGAGAUGCACUGAUUUUGGUUUUUAGAGUCAACACCAAAUUCUUGUACAGCACAGACCAGUCAAUUCCAGUUUGUGUGAUUCCAAAUUUAAGAUCCAUCCAUCCAUUUUUUUUCUGGGUUUGGGUUUUGGGGGCAGCAGCCUAAGUAGAGAGGUCCAGACUUCCCCCUCCCCAGCCACUUGGGCCAGCUCCUCCAGGGGAAUCCCAAGCUGUUCCCUGGCCAGCCGAGAGACAUAGUCCCUACAGCGUGUCCUGGGUCUUCUUUUAGGUCUCGGAAAACCUCACCAGGGAGCCAUCCUAACCAGAUGCCUGCUUGUAUCCGCAACCUCGUUCUUUCAGUCACUACCUAAAGCUCGCGACCAUAGAUAAAUAAUAGUCUGGCCAUGACCCACUGAGAGAGCUCAGCCAUGGGGCAGAAUCUACGGUUGUCUUUCAAGCUGUCUACGCAUGCAAUUGGUCAACGCUAGGACCAAUCAGAGCAACGGACGAGUGGGCAGUCCACCAUAGAAGAAGAAGAAGCAAAACAUCCCUUUGUUGAAAUAAAUGACUGAAGUUCCUCUAUCUGUUCAUGUCUUGUGGAAAAGCCCAAGUCGAUGAGAGCUGAUGCCAAAGCCAUUUCAAAUGAGUACAGGUCCUGAGCAGACGCCAUUUUUGUAGUUUUUCUCCAUUGCAGCUCUGGCCCUCAGCAAACCGAGUGCUGUGAUUUGUUUGGUCCAAUGGUAGACCAGCUGAGGCUCAAAUGUAGCAUGACUAGACCAACCUGCAGAGCUAAAUCUUUUGUUAUUGCUACGGUUUGUGUAAACAUCUAGUUUAUAACACCAAUCCUCUUUCCAAUCAGCAAAUUAUUUUUUUUGCUGUUGUGGUUUUAGAAGUCUGAUUCCUAAACAGCUGUAAGCAGUUAAUGAUAAUUAAAAUCUCAUGGUGAUUGUGUUUUCUUUUCGUAUACAUUUUCCUUGUUGAUUUUUAUAUUGUUUAUAUUAUAACGUUUACUUGUGGGGUUUUUUUUGCAUUAAUUGUGGGCCAAAGAAUUUCGUUGUAAAGGAAAACAUGUAUUUUUUUGUGUGCAUAUGAUAAUAUGUUUUGAAACUAAAAAUUCUAAACAAAGAACUGUUUCUGGCAGUGAUUUAAAUGGUUUUGAUUUAUGUAGAGAACAAACUGCUUUUGGUCGGCUUUAGAGUAACUGAAUUAAAAUAAUGGUACUUCUUUCUGGUACAGAAUUGUUAUUCACAUUAUUUUAAUUUCUGUGAGACAAGAAAUCUUGUUUUAUGUUUGCUAUGUGAUUUGUUUUUACACAAAUAUAAGAUAUUAAUUUCAUACUGUUAAUAUUAGAAACAGUGCUGCCAAGCUUCUCUAAAUCUGCUUUAUAUUUACUGUCUUUGCAUAUUACAGCUGAUGUUUUUAUUUUGGUAGUCAUUGAUCAUCCUAGAAAACAAAAUUAAUUUGAUGCUCAGGUAAAAUAUAUUUAUAUAUUUUUUUCAAUUCUGACCUGUCCGGGAUUUAUUCAAGACCAACAUAAUGAAGAAGUGAUGCUUGUUGUAAAAAGAGAACCACGAGGGGGCAGUGUUGCACAAAGUCGUUUAAUCUCAAUGCAAUACCUGAGUGUAAAGCAUCUGAGAAUAAAAUAGCUGUUUUGUUUUAUUUGAUGUGUAAUUUUCAACACAGAGACAAUGACUUUUCUCUGUAUUUAGGUAAUUCGCCCAUCAAAACGUGUUCAACGGUUCUAAGACUAAUUCUAUCUCAGCAGAAUUAUAAAGUCACAUAUAAUUUGAGUGAUAAAGUCCGUAAAUGUAUCAUUUUUUACUAUAUACUUAGAGAACUGUCAACUUGUGGCGUUUUAAAUACUAGACUGAGUUUAAAAAAACGAGAAAUAAAAUCUACUUAUAAUUGUGCA
Molecule: messenger RNA, 3339 nt
Organism: Nothobranchius furzeri (turquoise killifish)
Lineage: Eukaryota; Metazoa; Chordata; Actinopteri; Cyprinodontiformes; Nothobranchiidae
Gene: tfpia
Product: tissue factor pathway inhibitor a
Biological process (GO): negative regulation of peptidase activity
Cellular component (GO): extracellular region
Molecular function (GO): serine-type endopeptidase inhibitor activity
Source: RefSeq, a predicted model, not a curated record